CAUCGAAAGCCUUGAUAUUUGUAUGUUAUGAGAUGCUGUAAUCCUCUCCGUUUACGACGAGGAGUCCGUUUCCUUGCUACUCUUUCCUUGGUCGAAAUUACCCUCAGCUGGAGCUAGACUUACGAGAUGCGCCACAAUGAAGCCUACCACUCCGCACACCAUGACUACUGGCUUGGCUGCGAUAUCUUGAACCACCACCUUUCUCUCGAAGGAGUGCUGAAUGUGUGCAGCUGAUAUCUAUGAGACGCCACGACAGGAUUCGCCCUUCAGCUAUGGUUCACAUACAUCUGGGCAGCGCUUUCAAUACGACCAUGGUGGGAACGAUCUGUGGACAAGAUCGAAUCUGCCGUGUUGGGACAACUCAUUACUCUUGAGGAGCUGUGUAUAAAGACCACGAAAAUGCCGUCCAAGAUGUCAGUCACAGUCACAAUUCAUUCUCCAACUUCAAGAUGCGUGCCUUCUUCACCUUACCUGUCCUUGCAGCAGUUGUUGCAGCUGCCCCUCGUCCUCAAGAUAUCGAUCUGGAUCAAGUCGAGCAAGCAGCAGAUCCUGUUCUAAUCACCCCUCCCGUCGACGUCGUCUCCCAGGUAGUCAACGUAGCAGCUGUUACCGAGCAGGCUGCCGCUGCCUCUGCUGCUGUGUACGCGGACCCUGCUGUCAACGAUGGCUCAUCCUCCAAAAAGCGCGGUGUCGUUGCAAGAGACGAAUCCCCUUGUGCCAAACAGCCCAAAGGAUCAGGACCUGUCGCCACACCUGAUACUGUAGAAGCUUUUCUGGCACUGGACAAGCUGUCGGCUAUGAGCACAACUGCCACCGCUCCCUAUGGUUACACGGAAGUUUUCGUCAACAAGCAAGCAUCGUUGAGUGCUAGCAUGUACAAGGGUCUUACCACCCUCACCAGCUACGAUGUACCAAAGUGCCAGUCUCUUUGCGAUGCAGACUCCGAUUGCGUCGCCUUCAACAUGUACGCAGAACGCGACCCCACCUUGAAGCCGGACGCUACCAAAUGUCCCAUCCCUGCCAGUCUUACCAACUACAAGUGCACUCUAUGGGGAGCACCUGUCUCGGCCGAACAGGCCACCAAUUUCGGCGAAACUCGUGCCUCUUUCAAAGUGGUCAUCACCGCAUCCAACGCAUACAACAAGAACGCAAAUCCUCCUUCCAUCAAUGGCUUUGCUGGUCCUUCGGGUUACGGUGGUGCGAUCAAUGCUCCUCUCGACUCCAACGGCAAGGACACCUUCAUGGGCAGCAAGUUCUUCCCCUUCUCUCAGGAGCAAGGUUUUACUAUGCAAUCUUGCACCAGUGCCUGCACUGCGCAGACCGAUUACAACAAGAACCACCCCAACAAGGAUGGUACUUGGAAGACUUGUGCCUUUGUAAAUGGUUACGUCUUGUCUAAGAACGGCGUUCCUCAGGGAUUGUAUUGCUCCAUGUAUACUCAAGUAUGGGAAGCUUCGUACGCGACCAACUAUGGGCAAUACCGCGGUACAUCAAGAUAUACUGUGAGCUACAGUUAUGGCUACACUCUGGCACCUGUGUCUUCUAAGGACCCUCUUGAACGUCUCUGUCCAAGAAUACAAAAGCGCGAUAUGUCCUCACUAUGCUCAAAGUACUAUCUCAAGGACGAUACCUCAGUCAGACCCGUGUACACACAACCCGGCAACCAAAGGAGUUGCGCCAACCAGUGCUAUCAUGAUGAUGCUUGCUGGGGCUGGGCUAUCGAUCAGGCGGGCACCACUUGUAGCUUCUACUCGAAGAGCGGCCGUGAGAUGGUCGACAAUCACGAUGCAGUUUACUACAGCAAUGCAAGCGACAUUGCAGACUUGCUCUUCUUCGAUAGCACCUGCUUCCAGGAAAACGGUUCCAGGUGUGGUGAGGCGAAGUAGACAAGAUGAAGAGGCAUCAAUGAAUACAAGAGCAAUUUCAUGAGAUAUCUUUUCUACUUGGACUUUUGAUCCAAUAUGACAUUCUGAGC
Aureobasidium pullulans EXF-150 is the source of this 1975-nucleotide messenger RNA. RefSeq lists its product as uncharacterized. The record is from RefSeq and is a predicted model, not a curated record. NCBI's taxonomy places the organism in Eukaryota, Fungi, Ascomycota, Dothideomycetes, Dothideales, Saccotheciaceae. The transcript is spliced from 4 exons. Bases 450 to 1886 code for a protein of 478 amino acids.